CGCGCGGGCGCUGCUGCAGCUGCGUCCCCCUCGCCUGCUCCCGUUCCCCGCCCCAAAGAGGAGCUCAAAAUGGUCCUGUGCGUCAACAUGUCUUUAAAAAUGGGUACGGGCAAAGUGGGCGCGCAAUGCGCGCAUGCGGCUGUGGGGGUCCUCUGGGCGCACUACCAGAGCCACAACGUUGCUAUACGGCAGUGGGAGAUGUAUGGACAACCCAAGAUUGCGCUUAAGGUGGGCGACGAGGCGGAGAUGGCGGAGCUAGAGGCUAAGGCGGUGUCGCUGGGCAUGCCCACCUACAUCGUUCACGACGCAGGUCGGACCCAAAUCGCUGCGGGCUCUCAGACGGUGCUGGCCAUAGGGCCCGCACCCAAGAGUGAGCUGGACACCGUCACGGGGCACCUGAGGCUGCUGUGAAGUGUG
Molecule: messenger RNA, 417 nt
Organism: Volvox carteri f. nagariensis
Lineage: Eukaryota; Viridiplantae; Chlorophyta; Chlorophyceae; Chlamydomonadales; Volvocaceae
Product: peptidyl-tRNA hydrolase 2/Bcl-2 inhibitor of transcription 1
Exons: 2
Coding region: 70-411 (113 amino acids)
Cellular component (GO): cytosol; mitochondrion
Molecular function (GO): peptidyl-tRNA hydrolase activity
Source: RefSeq, a predicted model, not a curated record